AUUUUACUUCCCCAAAAAAUAAAAAACCAUAACAUGAGUGAAAAUCUAAAAUUGUAUUUCCUCCUCUCUUCCAACUCCCACGCACAAACGCCCUCUCCUGCUCGCGACACCCAGAAAGGCCCCACGCCGCCUUCCCCAGAAAACCACUUCCACCGACUCUCUCUGGUAGCAAUAAGUUGUGGUUGGUUGGAAUGAAUGUUCGUUGAACAAGGUUGUUGUGUUACUUGGAUUUGUCGAAGGGUUUUGUUUGUUUGUUUUGAAUAGUAGAAAAUGUUAGGUGCUUUGCCAAUUUUGCCCCUUCCUGCUCCACCCUCUGAUGGAAAUCUUGGGCCCUUGCCGCCAGCUCAGUUGACUGAUGAUGAUGAAAAACCAUCAUCAAACGAGUCAGCUCCCAUGCCCGUGUCGGUGGCGUCACACACGAGAACUAUUGGUAUAAUUCAUCCUCCUCCGGAUAUCAGAACCAUUGUUGACAAAACGUCCCAGUUUGUUGCCAAGAAUGGUCCUGAGUUUGAAAAGAGGAUUAUUGCUAACAAUGCUGGCAAUGUCAAGUUCAAUUUUUUGAAUUCUUCUGAUCCUUACCAUGCUUAUUAUCAACAUCGUUUAUCGGAAUUUCGUGCUCAGAAUCUGUCUCCGGCACAGCAGCCUGGUGAUUCUGCUCUGCCUGUGGCUACUGAGUCAUCAGCACCAUCUGCUCCUCCUACUAAUACCGAUGCUAUUGAGGCGGCAAAGGCUGAUCUGUCUGCUUUGUUUAAACCUGUUCGUAAAGUUCUUGACCCCCCAGAAGCUGAGCAGUAUACUGUUCGGCUUCCUGAAGGGAUUACUGGGGAGGAAUUGGAUAUAAUUAAGCUCACAGCGCAGUUUGUGGCUCGGAAUGGGAAGUCGUUCUUGACGGGGUUGACUAGUAGGGAAAUUAAUAACCCCCAGUUUCAUUUUUUGAAACCAACUCACAGUAUGUUCAUGUUUUUCACUUCACUUGCGGAUGCGUAUUCGAAAGUUUUGAUGCCUCCAAAGGGUUUGACGGAUAAGCUAAAGAAGAGUGUUGCUGACAUGACAACUGUGCUUGAACGAUGUGUGAAUCGGCUUGAGUGGGAGCGUUCACAAGAGCAGGCAAGGCAGAAAGCUGAGGAUGAAAAGGAGCAGGAAAGGAUAGAGAUGGCUAUGAUUGAUUGGCAUGAUUUUGUUGUGGUUGAAUCGAUAGACUUUGUGGAUGAUGAGGAUGAGGACUUACCCCCUCCAAUGACCAUUGAGGAGGUUAUAAGGAGAAGUAAGGUGUCAGCUAUGGAAGAAGAUACUGAUAUUGUUGAGCCAGGAAAGGAGGUGGAAAUGGAAAUGGAUGAGGAAGAAGUGCAGCUUGUUGAAGAGGGCAUGAGGGCAACUAGUCUUGAAGAGAAUGAUGAUGGAAAGCAAAAUGAGAUGAAGGUAAGAGAAGAACCAGAACCACCAAUGAGAAUUGUAAAGAACUGGAAGAGACCAGAGGACAGGAUACCUGCAGAAAGAGACCCAACAAAAUUUGUUGUUUCUCCAAUUACUGGUGAGCUAAUCCCUAAUAAUGAGAUGUCUGAACACAUGAGGAUUUCCCUCAUCGAUCCCAAGUACAAAGAACAAAAAGAAAGGAUGUUUGCUAAGAUUAGGGAGACCACACUUGCUCAGGAUGACGAGAUAUCUAGGAACAUUGUGGGACUUGCACGAACACGUCCAGAUAUAUUUGGUACCACAGAGGAAGAAGUCUCUAAUGCUGUCAAGGCUGAGAUUGAGAAGAAGAAAGAUGAGCAACCAAAGCAAGUCAUAUGGGAUGGUCACACUGGAAGCAUUGGACGCACUGCUAACCAGGCCAUGUCACAGAAUAUCGGAGAGGAUCAAAAUGAUGGUUCUAAUAAUGAUGGAAGAAACCUUCCUGGUCCUGCGGCUCCUCCUCCUAGACCUGGUGUGCCAUCCAUUCGUCCACUUCCUCCACCACCUGCACUAGCCAUGAAUCUUCUUCGUGUUAACACAGUACAGUAUUCUGCUGCACCUAGUGGUGGGCUCCCUGUACCCAUGCCCAGGCCACCAGUUAUGCAAAUGAUUCCUUCAGUUCGACCACCUCCACCCCCAAUGACAAUGACUUCUGGACAGCAAUCUCUUAUGGUGAAUCGACCACCCCCAAUGCCACUAUCAAUGUCUAUGAAUGCCCCUAGUAUUCCUGUACCACAUCCACCAGGUUCUCAGUUUACACCGAUGCAAGUUCCCCGACCUUAUGCCCCUCUUCCUGUAACCCAACCUAACAUGUCUAUGAUGCCUCCACCGCCUUUGCCUCAAGGAAUGCCUCCACCACCACCACCCGAGGAAGCUCCUCCACCACUUCCUGAAGAACCAGAGCCAAAGAGGCAGAAGCUUGAUGAUUCUUUGCUUAUUCCAGAAGACCAGUUUCUUGCACAGCAUCCGGGCCCUGUCCGUAUUGCUGUCUCUGCUCCCAAUGUUGAUGAAGGAAAUCUUAAAGGGCAGCUUCUGGAGAUUACAGUGCAGUCGUUAUCUGAAACUGUUGGCAGCCUUAAGGAGAAAAUUGCAGGGGAGAUCCAGCUUCCUGCCAAUAAACAGAAAUUGAGUGGAAAACCUGGCUUUCUCAAGGACAAUAUGUCACUGGCAUAUUAUAAUGUUGGAGCAGGAGAAACGCUUACACUUUCUUUAAGAGAGCGUGGUGGUAGAAAAAGAUGAAUAGCUUCUUUGACCAGGCCAUUUAAGAUUUGGCAUGUUGGGCGAGUGUCGCUUAAGGGCAAUGGGCAAUUGACAAGUUCUUUUUGCUUAGGCUGAGCAAGUCAUCUACUUAUUACUAAUCAUCUUCUCCUUUUGCAUGGCAGUUGUUUCUCUGGAAUUGGGUUCCCUGGUCUUGAUUUGUUUUUUUUAUUUCCAAUUUUGUUACUGAAAGUUCUGUUCUGUUCUUGAUCAAUGUAGUGAUGAAUGGUUCUUUUUGGUAGUAUUUAGGUUUUGUUUUAUUGAGAGCAUACUCAUAUGCCUUGACGAGUGGAUGGACAGAAGGUCUAUUUAUUUUUCUCUUGAGAACCCUGCAUCUUAUG
This is a messenger RNA of Quercus robur (English oak), 3050 nucleotides long. RefSeq names its product probable splicing factor 3A subunit 1. Gene Ontology annotation, biological process: regulation of alternative mRNA splicing, via spliceosome; mRNA cis splicing, via spliceosome. The transcript is spliced from 4 exons. Bases 271 to 2691 code for a protein of 806 amino acids. Lineage: Eukaryota; Viridiplantae; Streptophyta; Magnoliopsida; Fagales; Fagaceae. The record is from RefSeq and is a predicted model, not a curated record. Gene Ontology annotation, cellular component: U2 snRNP; U2-type prespliceosome; catalytic step 2 spliceosome. Gene Ontology annotation, molecular function: protein binding; RNA binding.